AAAGUAUUUUUCAAAAUCUUACACACACAGUCACACUUUCUUCACCACCAAUAUUUUCGGCGCCGAAUCUGCACUAUAAGAUCCGGUAACUGAUUAUCCCGAAAAAAAUGGCCGAUAAUACCGCCGCUGAUCAUGAAAAAGAACACGAGCAAUCAUUUGUUGAAUCUAUGAAAGAAAAAAUCACUGAAACUUUUCACGAUGGAGAUUCGGCGUCAUCAGAUUCCGAUCAUGACGGAAAGGAUAGCUCGCCGGUUGAAGAUGUUAAGAAUAAGAUCUACCGGUUGUUUGGAAGAGAGAAGCCUGUUCACAAGCUCUUAGGUGGCGGUAAACCUGCUGAUAUAUUUUUGUGGAAGGACAAGAAGGUUUCUGCUGGUGUUCUUGGAUUUGCCACUUUGAUAUGGGUCCUUUUUGAGUUGGUUGAGUAUCACUUGCUGACACUAGUGUGCCAUACUUUGAUAUUGGCUCUUGCAGUCCUAUUCUUGUGGUCGAAUGCCUCCAGCUUCAUUAACAAGUCUCCUCCUAAAUUCCCAGAUGUUGCCCUCCCCGAAGAUGUUGUUCUUGGUGUUGCCAAUGCCCUCAGGAUUGAAAUCAACCAAGCUUUAGUGAUCCUCAAAAGCAUUGCCUCAGGGAAAGACUUGAAAAAAUUUCUUGCUGUGGUUGCUGGUUUGUGGGUUGUUUCAAUUCUCGGCAGCUGCUGGAACUUCUUAACCUUGUUUUACACACUCUUUGUUCUGCUCCACACGGUGCCUUACCUUUAUGAUAGAUAUGAAGACAAGGUUGAUGCAUUUUGCGAGAAAGCAGAGGCUGAGAUCAAGAAGCAGUAUGGUGUAUUCAGUGUCAAGGUUUUGAGCAAGGUACCCGUAGGGUCAUUGAAGUCCAAGUUUGCGUAAAUGAUGAUCAAGCAGCGCUACUAGUCUCAGGUGACUAGAUGGGUCUUUCUACUUGUUUGUUGUGGUAUUGUUAAACUAGGAACCAUCUUAUUCAUUGAUUCCCUUAUACAUUUGGGUGAAUCCAUGAUAAAUUAAACAAUUUCAGUAAUCAUGUAAUGGAGUUUUUAGACGUUUAAAGUUCCCUUUACACCGCAACUGUGGGCAGAAGCCAAUGUAUGGUUCUUGCUUUGCCCAGUUGUUUAGUUUUGAAAAGCCUAUGAAUGGAAAGGGAUAUAAUUUUGUAUUCUUUUACUGGUCCGGCACUCUAGCUUAAUUCAGUUUAAUUUUCUA
Molecule: messenger RNA, 1220 nt
Organism: Erigeron canadensis
Lineage: Eukaryota; Viridiplantae; Streptophyta; Magnoliopsida; Asterales; Asteraceae
Product: reticulon-like protein B5
Exons: 5
Coding region: 108-890 (260 amino acids)
Source: RefSeq, a predicted model, not a curated record